Messenger RNA from Solanum pennellii, 899 nucleotides. RefSeq lists its product as uncharacterized. NCBI's taxonomy places the organism in Eukaryota, Viridiplantae, Streptophyta, Magnoliopsida, Solanales, Solanaceae. The record is from RefSeq and is a predicted model, not a curated record. The coding region runs from base 103 to 576 and encodes 157 amino acids. The transcript is spliced from 3 exons.
AUUGGAGACAAAUACAAGAACGAAUUUCUCCAAAAAAUGAUGAAAAAAGAUUUACAAAAGCUUUAAAUUUGUUAACUGGGCUUCAAAUUUCUUGGUAGAAAAAUGGAUUUUACGUUAAAGAUAUCAUGUUUGUCAGUUAGUUUACCCAAAUUUACACAAAUUUCUCGGAUUGGUUCGUUUUCUGCGAUACCCAAUUUGAGAAAUUUGUCUAACAAUGUCAUUUUGGGAUCUCCGUCAACACGACGAGCAAUGCCAAAUGCUGUUGGUGAUGCUCACAAACAUAUAAGCAGUCUUGAAUCUCUGUUUUGCUAUGAUAAAUCUGUACCGGAAGAAAGAAUUGAGAAGCCAACUGGAUUGUCCUUGGCCAAGAAGAAUAUUGGAGACAAUCCUCAUUGUCCCAAGUGUGAAGCUAAAGGCGCUGUCCUUUGUGCCACCUGCUCCGGUUCGGGCCUAUAUGUUGAUUCUAUAAUGGAAAGUCAAGGGAUAAUCGUCAAAGUUAGAUGCUUAGGUUGUGGGGGUUCUGGUAACAUAAUGUGUUCGGAUUGUGGAGGACGAGGUCAUCUUGGACUUGCUUGAUCUAUCGGUUUGAUCUUUUGCCUGUUUGUCGUGAUGUAGGCUUUGGCUUUGUCAGGUAACAUGAAAAAGGCAGAGUUUGUUACACAUUCAAGAACAGCUGAAUCAAACUUAGCUUUGUGUAUCAGUUAAUUGUUUUUGCGGAGAAAUAACGUUAUCAGUUAGAUACCGCGAAAUUUCCUUUUAAGUAUAUCCGUUUUUGUUCUUGAUUCUGUUGAACACCAAAGAAUGUAGUAUAUCUUAAUGGAUGUAAAACAAUUUAGAGUUUUCAAGGGUAUAGUUUGCCUGAAACAGGCCACGUUAAUAUCCAUGCACUUUCUUUGUUA